GUGUGUGUGUGUCAGUAAGUGGGAGUGUCGUGGUGAGUGGAUUCAGUGCAGUGCGCAGUACAGAGGAAAAACCAGUGUUUCAAAACUUUAUAAUAAUUAAUCAUUAUUAUAACUAUUACAAUGAUUAUUACUUUUUAAAAAGUUUUGACCCGAACAUGGCGAUCUGGACUCGAGCGGAACGGAACGGACAACUGGACCUGCUGCUGCGGGACCGCUGGAUUCGGGUUACGGCGGAACUCACGCGCGAAACUUUGACUUUGACGACCGAGUGCGAACCGACCGGGACCGAGUGCUACAGUCACGCGCCCGGGACACGACCCGCGGUGGCUAACGGGACCGGGACCGACAUCGCGAACCAGAACCGCGAGCAGAGCCCGAAUUUAUCCGGAGAACAGAACCACUUUAAACUGGGCGGAAGUAACGGAGCAUCCGGAGAGCACAACAUCCACUACAGCAAGGCAACACGCGACAACGGAACCAGCUCCUCUGAGCUCGGGAGUCCCGCUUCGAGCUACGGAAGUCCCGGGUCAGGGUUUGGUGAUACCAGUCCAUCAUCUUUAUCAGAGCUGGUCCGGAAAGUUCGGGUGGUUAAACAUGAAUCGGGCGGGUUGGGGAUCAGUAUUAAAGGAGGGCGGGAGAACAGGAUGCCCAUCCUGAUUUCUAAAAUUUUCCCCGGACUGGCAGCGGACCAGAGCCGGGCUUUGCGGGUCGGAGACGCCAUACUCUCCGUGAACGGGAACGAUCUCCGCGAAGCCACGCACGACCAGGCGGUCCAGGCUCUGAAGAAGGCCGGGAAGGAGGUGACGCUGGAGGUAAGGUAUAUCCACGAGGUGUCUCCUUUGUUUAAGAAGCCGCCAGUUAUAUCGGAGCUAAACUGGGACGGGAGCGAAGACUCUCUGAAACACAAUGCCACCAAAGACAGGAAGAUCAUUCCACUGAAAAUGAGCUUCAUCUGCAGGAACCUUACCAUGCCUGACCUGGAGAGCAGGUUGUUGGAGCUGCACUCUCCUGAUGGUCAGCACUCAGUGGUUCUGCGCUGUAAGGACACGGCCACUGCACACUCCUGGUUCACGGCCGUACAUGCCAACAUUGCCGCACUGCUGCCACACACACUCACACACAUCAACUCCUACCUGAGCGCCUCCAACACACACACACAACUUAAACACAUUGGCUGGAUUGCAGAGCAGGUAACUCUGGAAAAUGGCCGUCACCAGUACAGGCCAGUUGUCAUGGCGAUGACAGAAAAAGACAUCCUUUUGUUUGACUCAGUGCCGUGGACACGAGAGAGCUGGAGUACCCCACUGACCACACACACACUGCUAACCACCCGACUUGUUCAGUCGGGCAGGACCCACGGUUCUCCACCACUAGGUUCUGAUCUUCACUUCAUGACUCGGACGGGUUCUAGUCGCGGUGUUGAGUCUCACGUGUUCCGUGUGGAGACGCACUGGGACCUGUCGUCAUGGACACGAGCGCUUGUACAGGGGACGCACAGUGCCGCCGAGCUCGUCAAAGAGGUGUCCAUAGGGUGUGUGUUGAACAGGGAGGAGGUGUGUUUGAUGCUGCAUUAUGAGCGAGGUUUCACUGUGUUGCGAGGAGGAGGUGGAGGUCCUGCAGGUGGCGCUGUGCUUCUUCACUAUCCUUAUGACAAACUGCGCAACUCAGCAGAUGACGCAGUCAGACUCCUGUACCUGGACUUCGGGGGUCCCGAGGGAGCUGGUGUUUGAUCUGCAUUCCAACCCAAAGCCGGUGGUGUUUGUUCUUCACUCGUUCCUGUCGGCCAAACUCGCACGCCUGGGCCUGAUCACAUGAUCACAUGCACGGAUGGAUGGAAGGAUGAGUGGAGCGCAGGGGAGAGUGGUUUGAAGAAAGGAUGGAGGGAUGAAUGUAGAAUGUUACAUAAAUACUCCUCCUAUUACACACUCAUUUAUCUCACUUAGUGGAGUAUCAUAAUGGAUUACUGAAUUUUGUACCAUUUAUGUACACUUAUAUGCACGUGUGUGUGUUUGUGUGUGUGUGUGUGUGUGUGUGUGUGCAUGGUUCAGGUUAACCACACGUGCCUUUGUGUCUAAUCACAAAUCAACAUAGGAAGAUGGCGCUAAAUAUGCAAAAGUAUUAUUUUAUGUGUUUGUUUGUAGAUAUUUGUGUUUCCUGACUCAGACUGUUACUGUCUAUGAGUGUGUGUGUAUUACAGUGUGAUUCUUUAUGGCAUAAACAAAGCAAUCUGAUUGGCUGUCAGAGAGUAACCGAGCAGCCAAUCAAAAUGCUGCUUUACCCCGCAGAAGGUCACACGGAGCAGAUGUUUAUUUAUACAGCACUUACAAACAAUUACAUGCUUAUAUUAUAUUAUAAUUACAAAUAAUAAGCAUUUUCAAAUAAUAAAUGCCAAAGAAAGAACAAUUUAAUAAGUCCAUACGUUCAUUAAUUUCCAAUUACGAUCGUUUGAACUUUUAUCUGAAUAUCUAUUAGAAUUCCUACUGAAAAUGUCUGAGUCUUCUGUGAAUUCGUCACGUUAGCGUAAGAGUUAGACAGUAAGAGGAAGUAUAAGGUGAUUAGUAUUCUAUAAACUGCAUUCAGAGUAUUGAGUUCUUGUGAAUGCUUUGAUGUGGGAAGUGGGAGGUUUUGCGAGGAAGUUCCCAGUUAUCACAGGAGCUGCAUUACAACAACAAAAAAGUCCUUCAUCAAUUCUGCAGCUGCUCAACUAUACUGGUAUUUCAGGUGCCACUCUGUUAAAGUUCAACCUCAGAACCCAUUUCCACUGUAUUAGAGAGACUCGUUUAGAAAAGUCAAUUACCUACAGAAUUCCAAAAGCAUUCCCAGACUUCGGAUCGAACCAUAUCCAGAAAUUCUGAGCAGAAUAAACUAAAAUGUGUAGAACUUUAUACAGGCGUCUGCACUGUACUCUUUACCCAAUCACAGACAAGAAUUAUAAUUACAAUAUUACUACUACUAAUAAUAAUCAUUGGAGCGUAAAGCUGAUGGAGGCAAAACAACAUUCCACACAUCACGGCCCAAUAAUCCAACAUUCCGCACCUGACAGCGGAUUGAGGGACGCGGCGUUCCGUAUGAGCGUGUCUCAGUGAUCGGUUGGAGAUCAUAACCUGGAAUUUGAUCUGAUAUCAUUACCAGAGACAUUCCAAUGCACGUUAGUGUUCGUCAUGGAAUUACAUGGAAGUGUUCCAAACCGCAUUCAAUAUAAAGGACAUGCACUCGGGCAGUUAGCUCAUCUUCACUAACGAGUGUGUUCAGUGUGUGUCGUUAAUCAGGAAGCUUUUCACCAAGAUGGAGAUGAAAAUAAAACUAAUGAGGAUCGUUAAAUAGAGCUGAUAUCCGACCAAUCAGAGAUGUUUAGUAGGACAAGCUCCACUUGCUAGGAGGUCCUGCUUCUUCUUGUGGAAAUGUGAUCCCUUUAACUGAGUCAAGGUGUGUGUGUGUGUGUGUGUGUGUGUGUGUGUGUUCCAGACAAAUAAUCUUUCAAUGUACAGUUGUGUGUGAUGUAGAUGUACAUCCCAGACCAACAAAACACACACACACACACACACACACACACACACACACACACACACACACAGAGGAAUGUAAGGCCUGAUGAAUGCACUGUGUUUGAUAUUAUUCUCUUUAAAAUUAUUAUAUGUUUAUAAAGUAUAAACUAUUUUUUUAUGUGCUUUUUUUCCACACCAAAGUUUUGUAUACACGGGAGCUUUGCGUUCACACAAUCGUAACACAACAGAAACAAAGUGAGAGAUUAUUAACACACACACACACACACACACACUGCUGCUGCUGCUGCUGUAACCGUUCAUGCAAAAUACUCUUUAUAACAUAUGCAAUGUUUAAAAUCUCUCUUUAAUAUGUAAAUAAAUAAAUAAACAGCUGUUGCACAUUUA
Messenger RNA from Silurus meridionalis, 3890 nucleotides. It is a transcript of the gene sntb2, whose product is annotated as syntrophin, beta 2. The coding region runs from base 156 to 1730 and encodes 524 amino acids. The transcript has 7 exons. NCBI's taxonomy places the organism in Eukaryota, Metazoa, Chordata, Actinopteri, Siluriformes, Siluridae. The record is from RefSeq and is a predicted model, not a curated record. Gene Ontology annotation, molecular function: structural molecule activity; protein binding. Gene Ontology annotation, cellular component: intracellular anatomical structure; dystrophin-associated glycoprotein complex; synapse.